Messenger RNA from Python bivittatus (Burmese python), 1576 nucleotides. The record is from RefSeq and is a predicted model, not a curated record. Lineage: Eukaryota; Metazoa; Chordata; Lepidosauria; Squamata; Pythonidae.
GCGCUUCUCCGGGUGGCCGCGGAGCCCCGUCUCUCUCCUGCCAAGCUGCGGCCCGGUGCACUGAGCCGAGGAGUGGCGUGGAAGGCGGCUUCUCCCCCGCCAAAAGGGGCUGCGGCUCUUGCCGCCCUUCCCGGCUCUCUCCACGCCAGCCUUCUCGGGAAAGGGGGCGUUCUCUCCCACUGGGGAAAAAGCAACAACUUCAGGCUCAGAGACCCCUACCCAGUCUGAGCUCAGAUGAGGGGCUCCCCAGUGAAUUAGCAGCACCCAAAUCUGGAUUAUUUCCCCGAGCCAUGGGGGGGGGGGGGGGUUUCCAUUACAAAUAAAUACAACUUUUGUUACUUCUGGCAGCCCUUUAGGGACUUUCUGCUGACCCCAGGACUGAAAAGACGGUGCUUUAUGGCUGAGAAAGAAACGUGCGGCAUGGCAGAAAACCACAAACAGUCUUCACUAGCCUUUGGUCAGGUAGUAAUUGGGCCUCCCGGCUCAGGAAAAACCACCUAUUGUCUUGGCAUGCAGGAAUUCCUGUCUGCAAUUGGGCGCAAGGUAGCUGUAGUGAACCUGGACCCAGCAAACGAAGGGAUUCCAUACCAGUGUGCUGUAGAUGUCUCUGAACUGAUCACCUUGGCUGAUGUGAUGGAGAAUUUGAAACUUGGCCCCAAUGGUGGCUUAAUCUACUGCAUGGAGUACCUAGAAGCAAAUUUUGACUGGCUACAGGAGAAACUGGACCAACUGAAAGGACAUUACUUCUUAUUUGAUUGCCCUGGACAAGUGGAACUCUGUACCCAUCAUAAUUCAUUGAGAAACAUCUUUGCUCAACUUGCUAAGUGGAAUUUCAGGCUGGCUGCUGUUCAUCUGGUAGAUUCUCAUUACUGCACAGACCCUGGCAAAUUCAUCUCUGUUCUCUGCACUUCCCUCGCCACGAUGCUGCACGUAGAAUUGCCCCAUGUCAACAUCCUCUCCAAAAUGGACCUGAUUGAGCAGUAUGGGAAGUUAGCAUUUAAUCUAGAUUAUUACACAGAAGUUCUCGAUCUGUCCUACUUAGUGGACCACUUGGCUUCAGAUCCUUUCUUCAAGAAUUACCAGCGCCUGAACAAGAAGCUUGUAGAAGUGAUUGAAGACUACAGUUUGGUCUCUUUUCUUCCUCUCAAUGUCCAGGUAAGCAAGCCAAGGAAAGGAACGAAUGAAGCUUUGGCAGUACACAUCGAUUUCUCUCCACCAUUUUACCUACACUUGAGCUGCAUAUUACUAUGCUUGAGACCAGGGGUGGCACACAUCUGUUAGUGCAGAAGGAAACUAAUGAAAUUAAGAGGUAAAACGUUAAGCAUAUGCAGAUAACUAGUUCUGAAACUAACCAGUUGUGAGGAUAGUAUCUCUACCAAAACAGAGCUGAAAAGGCCUGUGCCCAGUGGGUGUGCAACUGACUAAAUAAAUACUGGUAGGGAACAGAAUGUUUAAGGACAGGAGAACAGUUUGGGGUCAAUAAAACAGUAAUAUAAACUCCUGGCUGAUUAUAUGCUUAUUCCAGCAUUUAGUAACUAUAACAUCAGGGCAGUGCGAUUGUGUGUACACUCUAUUG